This is a messenger RNA of Malus domestica (apple), 1430 nucleotides long. RefSeq lists its product as uncharacterized. Lineage: Eukaryota; Viridiplantae; Streptophyta; Magnoliopsida; Rosales; Rosaceae. The record is from RefSeq and is a predicted model, not a curated record.
ACAUUCUCGCAUCCUCACUCCCUUUCUGAAUUUCUGUCCCUUCCUCCGCAGCCAAAACUACCAACCUCUCUCUCUCUCUCUCUCUCUCUCUCUCUCUCUCUCUCUCUCUCCCUCCAAGUCUCCAUUUUCUCUUCUGCAACAGGGUUUCGUUGAAGAAACAGGAUAAAAGACUUAAUCUUCUCUUCUUGGUUAUUACGUGCGUUGGGGUUUCUAAACUUUUUUCAACGACUUGGGCAGUUGGAAGAAGAAGAAAAAGUGAACAAAAUAAUCAGAAAGUCGCAGCCUUCGCGUACAAAUUUUCUUUCGAUUUUAUUUUUCAAAUUUUCCUAUUUCGCAAUCAGGUGGUGUCUGGUGAUUGUCCCGUUCGCUACGCAAUUUCUGACGCUCCUGAUUAGACCCCUUCUCUUCUCCUCCUCCAUUUAUCUGUUCCUCUGAGCUUUCAUUUUUCUACAGAGCGACAGAAAAAUGGCGGAAAAUCCAAAGUUGGAUUCUGAUUCUGGGGAGGUUUAUGGAUUAGAAGAGAGAAUGGGAACCCAGAAAAUAUCGGUUUCGGAUCAUAUAAACGGGUUUCAUUACACCGCCGAUAAAUCUGACAGCUUCGUCAUCGACAUGGAAAGCUUCUCCCAUGGCGGCACCGAUAAAGAUGCCACUGCAAAUUCUAGAGUCUCGAUGCAGAGAAAUCUUUCCCGGAAAUGGUCUCAGAGAGGUGGGGAGAAGAAGAUAAUCUGCAAAGGAGUUUCAAACGACAAAGAAGUUUCAUCUACAACGUCCUCACCCGUAGCUACUAUUGUAGGGUCUAGCACGCCUGAAAAGUCCCCACUAGCUGUUGGUACCAUAGAUCAAUCGAGCAACCCACACGUUCAUCAUCAGAUCACCGUCACCGCGGCCAACAUUAGCACCACCACCGAAGGGAGGUGCGUUGUACGGAGGAAUAGUUUCCGGCGCUCUUCCUCUUGGGGCAUUGAUCCCAAGAGGGUUCUCCUCUUCUUUGCCACCAUGUCAAGCGUUGGAACAAUCUUACUCAUAUACUUCACGCUUUCGAUUGCCAAGUACAAUGCAGACGAGAACAGUCUUGAUUGGCAGCAAUGAUACAAGUUGUACACCUUCUAGUUGAAUUUAAGACACGAAACGAUCCAUGACGGAAAGGUAGCUAGCUAGUCGAAAAAAGCGGCUUCUUUCGACGAGAGAUACGGUUUUUUGGAUCGAGAAAAGCUAACAACAUUCCAUCAGCAUGUCUUGGUACAGAAAUCGAAAACUCCUUUUUUGAGGCACUAUACAAAGUUUUAGAAGUGAAGACAGAGACAUACUGCAUUGUGACAGGAAGGAAUCUUAACUUUUUUUUAUGUAGACGAGUGAGAUGAAAAUACUUGAUGUGUUCUUUGUAUGUAAAGUGUUUCUUUUCAAUAAAACUAAUGAAAAUGACUUGAAAA